Molecule: messenger RNA, 967 nt
Organism: Harpegnathos saltator (Jerdon's jumping ant)
Lineage: Eukaryota; Metazoa; Arthropoda; Insecta; Hymenoptera; Formicidae
Product: dynein regulatory complex protein 10
Exons: 6
Coding region: 98-967 (289 amino acids)
Source: RefSeq, a predicted model, not a curated record
GUGUGGUUGCUAUACAGCAGCCACACAGUGUCUGAAUGAUUUUACAAGUAAGAAGAGAUCAGAACGCGUUGCGAUCUCAAAAAAAAUAGCAGUGAUUAUGAAUGGACAAGAAGACAACAUGAUUAUGAUAAUUCGAAUGGAGAAGCUUUUGGCGGGCAUUUCGAGCAAAAUACGCGAGUCGACUGGAGAAGAUGGUACUCAAAAUUCGUCUCUGGUUAAAAAAAUCAUAGAUAGCAUCGAGCUUUUCAGGAAGUCUGUUGUAGCUGAAAUGAAAAAGACUCCCGAUGCAACACGCAUGAAUACCAUCAAAAUGCGAGAUUGUCAUACGAAAAUAGCGGAAACUUUGUUGGAGCUUGAAACAUUGCAAAAUAUUUCCGAGGAACAAAACUCGAAUUCUGAAAUGUUCCUAAAAGAUAUCACAACCUGCGUAAACAAUGAGGAAAAAUUGAUGGAAAGUAUCAAAGAAAUGUCGGAAGCAAAUAUAUCAAAAGAAAUAGAGAAUUCAACGUCAAAGAUGGUGAAUGUAAAAGAGCAAGAGGAAGCACGGCAGAAAUUAUUGCAAUCAGAAAUAGAUUUAGCCGAAUGGCGACUACACAACGUCGUAGAAUUCAACGCCGCGACUGAAAAGAUACUUUUUGACAAAUGUUCUGAAGUCGAACAGGAAUACACAGAUCUUCUCUCAAAAUACGAUCGUGAUAUCGGUGCAUGCCAUUCUUUGCUGGAAAAAUUGUCCAGAGAGAACGAACUUGUUAAGGCAGAAAAGAAAGAUAUGGAGGAGAAAUUGGCCGUGCAACGGGAGUUGUACAAUCGAUUAAAAAAGGAGCGAGAAAUUACCCUGAUGAAAGCUUUCACCAAAAAACUGGAAUUCUUCAGACGAAAUCGAGCUGCUAAAGUUAUUCAAAGGGCAUGGAGAGCUUACUUUGAGCGUAUUUCUCUGAAGAAACGAAGAAAAACUAGAAAGAAAUAA